Molecule: messenger RNA, 5649 nt
Organism: Bicyclus anynana (squinting bush brown)
Lineage: Eukaryota; Metazoa; Arthropoda; Insecta; Lepidoptera; Nymphalidae
Gene: mys
Product: integrin beta-PS
Exons: 17
Coding region: 443-2965 (840 amino acids)
Biological process (GO): integrin-mediated signaling pathway; cell adhesion mediated by integrin; cell migration
Cellular component (GO): cell surface; focal adhesion; integrin complex
Molecular function (GO): integrin binding
Source: RefSeq, a predicted model, not a curated record
GUCACGCGUGUAUCCGCUGCGGGCUGGACGCGGCUCGCGUUGCACUCGACUCAACACAAAAAAUAUACUCGAGAAUAAGGAUUACGUCGAGAGCUAUUAAAACGGGAAACCAGAUGUGUCUUGGUGCAACUACAUCGCUUAUCAGUGAGACGAUUGUUGUGUUUGUGUGUAAAGACUUAUCUGAUACCGUUUGUUGUACAGUUGUUGGGUCAAAACAAAUUCGGUGAAGGAAAACCUUCAGUUAAAUGGAUGACUAAAUUGUGACAGUGACGUGAAAAUGAUAUUGGUUCCGAAAACUAAUUAUUAUUAUCAGUUGUUAUAAAGUGUUAGUUUUGGACAGUAUGUGUGAUACGCAAUCGUAGCAGUGUAUGUAGAAACGACUUUUUCUUCAACAUUUUUGUGAAGAUAUUGAUCUCAAAUCGAAACUAAACGAAAUAACAAAAUGUUGGGACGAACGAGCCUAGUGAUAUGCUUAUGGGUGAGCUUGUUCGCGGUCUGCUCGAGCCAACGCGCCGAGCAGUUGUUGGCGCAGAACCCGUGCUCGAGCAAGACGACGUGCAGCGACUGCGCCCGGACCCCUUCCUGCGCUUGGUGCUUCGCUCACGACUUCAACGGACCCCGUUGCUUCAACCCCUCGAUGGAGGGCGGCACCGCGGGCUGCGACGAGGCGUACAUAUUCAAUCCGGACAACCAGCAGUCCAUCGAUCCGAUGUACAAUAGGGAAUUGACCAGAGCGAAAGGCCGAAUGGGUAUUGGAAUGGAGUCCUCUUAUUAUGAAGAGUCCAUGAGCAGCAGUAGCAGCAGCAGCAGCAGCAGCAGUGUCAAAGGAGGCUACGGUGCAGCAGGCUCCGCUGGAGGCGACAACCUCGUACAAAUCAAACCACAACGAGUGAAGCUGCAGUUGCGAAUGAAUCAGAUGCAAAAAAUGUCGUUUUCAUACGCACAAGCGCAAGACUACCCAGUCGAUCUUUACUACCUCAUGGACCUCAGCAGAUCUAUGAAGAAUGACAAGGAAAAGCUCAGUACACUUGGCAGUUUGUUAUCAAGUACAAUGAGAAAUAUAACCUCAAACUUUAGGAUCGGAUUUGGUUCGUUCGUCGACAAACUUGUUAUGCCCUAUGUCUCUACUGUCCCUAAAAACUUAAUAUCACCAUGCGACGGAUGUGCGGCACCAUAUGGUUACAAGAAUCAGAUGUCACUCAGCAACGAUACUGACUUUUUUGAUAAAGCCGUGGCGCACGCAGAAGUGUCGGGUAACUUGGACGCGCCGGAAGGCGGCUUCGACGCCAUCAUGCAGGCAGUCGUGUGCAAGAACGAGAUCGGUUGGCGCGAACACGCCAGGAAACUGCUCGUGUUCUCCACCGACGCUGGGUUCCAUUAUGCUGGUGAUGGAAAGCUUGGAGGUAUAGUGCAGCCGAACGACGGGGACUGCCACAUGGAGGACAACUCAUACACCUACUCUACCACUCAGGAUUACCCCAGUAUUUCCCAGAUUAAUCUCAAGGUGAAAGAGCACGCCAUCAACGUGAUAUUCGCCGUGACGUCAGAGCAGAUCAGCGUGUACGAGCAGCUCAGCAAGCACAUCGAGGGCUCCAGCAGCGGCAUCCUCAGCGACGACUCCGACAACGUGGUGGACCUCGUGCGCGAGCAGUACAACAAAAUCACGUCAACAGUGGAGAUGAAAGACACGUCUAGCGAUGCACUGCAAAUAAAUUAUUACUCGUCCUGUUUGGGCAGCAAGGAUAAUGUUGUGCAAACAAACAAGUGUGACGGACUUAAGGUUAGCGACGUCGUUGAGUUCACUGCAGAGAUAACUCUCAAAGAGUGCCCCAAAGAUCAGAGCAAAUGGAAACAAACGUUCACUAUCUACCCGGUCGGCGUGUCUGAGAGUCUCAACGUGGAAGUAGAGAUGCUGUGCGACUGCCCCUGUGAACACCCUGGACAUCAUGCAUACGAUGACCGUCCGGAGGUGUGCAGCGGGCACGGCAUCUCCGCAUGCGGCGUGUGCGUGUGCAAGCCGGGCCGCUUCGGCAAGAGCUGCGAGUGCUCGGCGCACGGCGGCGUGUCGCUGGAGCAGGAGCGCGGCUGCCGGCCCACCAACGCCAGCUCCGGCCCGCUGUGCUCCAACCGCGGCACGUGCAUCUGCGGCGUGUGCGAGUGCAACAAGAUGGAGGACCCGCUUAAGGUGAUAUCGGGCCCGUUCUGCGAGUGCGACAACUUCACGUGCGACAUGAACAAGGGCCAGCUGUGCUCGGGGCCCGACCACGGCGACUGCGUGUGCGGCAAGUGCAGCUGCCGCCCCGAGUACACCGGGCCCGCCUGCCGCUGUCUGAAGGACCAGAAGCCUUGUAUAUCACCCGAAAACGGCAAAAUCUGCGGCGGCAACGGCAAAUGUGUGUGCGGAGAGUGCGUGUGUGACGUGGAGGACGACCGACACUACUCCGGGAAGUACUGCGACAAGUGUCCGACGUGUCCCGGAAAAUGCGAAGACUUCAAACUGUGCGUGCUGUGCGAAGUGCACAAGCGCGGCCCCAAGUACAACCCGGACACACCCGACCGCGAGUGUGGCGACUGCGCCUUGUACCCCGAAGUUGUUGAAGGCAAAAUCGAAGCGAACGAAACGUUGAACGAGCACUUGUGCAGUUUCUACGACGAAGAAGACUGUCUGUACGUAUAUGUCUACUCAUACAAUGAGAGCCAACAUUUACAUAUCAGAGCACAGAAGGAGCACGAGUGUCCACGAAAGGUGUUCAUCCUCGGCAUAGUGCUGGGAGUGAUCGCCGCCAUCGUGCUGGUGGGGCUGGCGCUGCUCAUGCUGUGGAAGAUGGUCACCACCAUCCACGACCGGCGGGAGUUCGCGCGCUUCGAGAAGGAGCGCAUGAUGGCCAAAUGGGACACGGGAGAAAAUCCUAUUUACAAGCAAGCGACAUCCACCUUCAAAAAUCCAACGUAUGCCGGAAAAUAAAGAUCUGUCACUGACUAGCGGUCAGAAAUAUACGAAGACGCUACUACAGUAAUAGGAGAAUGGAAAAAUACUUCAAAUAAAAUAUGAAUGCAUUUCAAAGUGAAAUAGGUCUCGUAUUUUAUGUAAAUGUUCUCGAUUAGGAACUUUAGAUGCUGAAAUUGAGCCUUGACAAAGUGCCUUUAUAAAAACAAUAUUUAAAUUAUAGUGAUUAAAAUAAGAAUGGGAAUGAAGUGUCAAUUGACUUAAAAAGUCACAGAUUGAACAAAUGUUUAUUUUGAGGUAUAGCUUGGCAAGUUCGUUGGUGACACUCUCAUGAUAUGCGGGCGACGGGGAGGGGACGGGACACUAAAUUACUGCGCGGGUGUGUAGUCGUGCGCGCGGGGCAGAGGGAAGGACUGCGUGGGUAUGAAGGAGUGCGCACGGAGCAUCCCCAUUACCCGCCUUCCCAGCCCCCGCGGACCAUAGGAAGUGUUACGAACGAAUUUGCCAAGCUUAGUAGUGUAAUUGGUGAUUUAACAUAUUGUAAUUUUAAAAUCUUGUCCAAAAAGAACUUUUACAAACAAUCAUAACGGUAGGUCACCUGAAAAUAUUUUUAAAACUACCCUCAAUUAUUCAACUUUUCAACCAAUUCCUAUUCUUAUUAUAAUCGCAACAUUUUUGAUUACAUAUUAUUUUUACGCAGCAUAUUCUGUGAACAUACAAGUCAUUGAGAUCUGUUUAAAUCUCCGAUUUUUUUAUAUCUGUUUAUGGUACGCUUUUUGUACUUAGUUUGUGUGUGUGAGUGUGCGUUUGUGGAAUGUACUUAUGUGUUCGUGUAGAUUGUGUUGAAUGAAACAAGGUUUAUGUAACUCAGUAUCAAGAUAAUACUUUUAAUUUGACAUUUUGAUAUGUCUGCUACUACUAGACACAUCUGGAGGCACGGCAGUGCAAAAACAAUUUACAAACCAAAAAUAACCCAAAACUGACCCCCCCCCCCCCAACACCUCCCCGAAGUCGAUAGACCAUUUACUCUAUGUCACCAAGAGUCCAGAACCGAAUGAUAUUCCAUAGAUAACAGAGUAGAGUGCUCACUCUACUCUGUAAUUUAUGGACAAUACACACUGUGUGUGACGUCUGAUGGUGACGGACAUGCUUAAUUAUUAUUAUUAAUAGUUUUAUAAACCCAAAUAUUGAAAUAUAAUAAUCGUGUAAUAAAUUUUUUUUUAAAACCUUGUUUCAUUUGAUGUGUAGUUGACGUAAUAUAUUAUUAUUAAUAAUACGUACAAUGUUAGUUGGUGCCGCGGACUAAUCAAUAUAAUGUUUUGAUUUAUAAAAAAAUGAAAAAAUCCAACCCAAAUAGGUAGAAAUGUGAAUACGAUAUAAAACAUAUUAUGAAUAAGAUUACACUAUACUCGAUGAGAUAUUCUAUUCCUUGCAAUUAUUUAGUAUUAAUAUAUAUAUUUUUUUUAUUUCAAUAUAAACCAUGUUAAAUUAUUUAUUAAUUUAACAGCCAUAUUUAUAAACAUGGAUUGAGAUUUAAUCUUCAAAUUUCUUCAAAAUAAAUUGAACUUUAAAGAGUAGUUAUUAGGUUCACUUUAGUUUAGUUCAAGUUUAGGUAUUUAAACCGAAACUAUCUUCAAUCCAUAUUUAUGAAUAUGGGGGUUAGUGUCUAGACUCAUAGUCCCUUUACAUAGUCGUUUCUUCAGCAUAGUCAUUAGACAGUGGCGUCCUCUUCACAUACGCAUAAAAUCACUGCCUACCCUCAAUAUUUAUUGAGCAUCCUGUAUAAACGAAAUUUAGACUAUUUUUUUUUUGGAUCAUUUGUUAUGCCUACACUACUCGAAACUAUGACAGCUCCGUGCAUACUUUGACGACAUGGCUUUAUAUAGCCUGACAAGACAUGAAAAAAUUGUAAUAUUUUGCAGAAAGCUAAUUUCUUAAUAUACUAUACAUUUAUAUAUAGAAAGUGUUGUCAUGAAAAAAAUAAUGUGGCGCCCACGGAUUUUUUUUAUUUCUGAUCAGGCUAUGUAUUAAAAAUGGUCUAUUCUUUCAUAAGAAUCAUAACGAAAUGUAAAUUGAAUUAAUUAUUUUUAUAUAAUUUUCUUAAUGUUCAGCUUUUACUGUGAGUUGCAAAUAUUUAACUAAUGAUAAAAUGAAUACUGCCGCUUAAUAUAGAUCUAGUGCCUUAUAUUAAAUCAUAUUAUAAUUAAUAUACUACAAUUAGUGCCAUUUACUAACCUAUAAAUAUAAGGUGUGUUUAUUUAUUUCAGGUAAAUAAUCUUGCGUUAAGCAUCUUACCUAAUAACAAAUUAUAUUAAAAAGAUCGAUUAUUAUUAUUAUUUUUUAUCAUGAUAAAGUAUUUUUUUUUACCUUUUAUAAUGCAUUUUGAUGGAAAGCUAUGGUCUUAUAUGUAUAUAUUUUCUUCAUCGAUGUAUAUAGAGAUUUAUAUUCCUAUAAAUAUUCAAAUCAAUAUUAACAAAUAAGUUACUUUUCCGACGCCAGUAUUUCCAACUGUAUAUCGAAAUGUUUGUUUUUUAUUUAUGACGGAAUUCUUUAUAUGCAUCGACGGUUUUACCCUUAAUUUAAAUAUUAAUUUAUGUGAUACUUUAAUAUGAUUGCUAUUUGUAUAUAUACCUUUAAAGUUUAGUCUAUAAAGCAGUUGUGGCCUUUUUAUUAAUAGCUAAUAAAAUUAAUAUUGAAAUAAA